AUGCCUCCCAGCCUCACCGGCUACUACUGCUUUGUCUCGCAGAAGAACUUGGAGGACUACCUGCAAGCUCUAAACAUCAACAUGGCUCUGCGGAAGAUGCUGCUGCUCGAGCCAGGCAAGGAGACUGACCAUCGGGGCAACCACGUGACAGUGAAGACCCUCAGCACCUUCCGAAACAAAGUUCUGGAAUUCGAGGUGGGAGUGCAGUUUGAGGAGGACUUGAGGAUCACAGAUGGACAGAAGUGCCAGACCAUUGUCACCUGGGAAGAGGAGCAGCUGGUAUGUGAGGAGAAAGGGGAGGUCCCUAACCGGGGCUGGAGACACUGGCUGGAGGGAGAGACGUUGUAUCUGGAAAUGACCGCAAGAGAUGCAGUGCACAAGCAGGUCUCCAGGAAGGUCAAGUAG
Messenger RNA from Balaenoptera ricei (Rice's whale), 405 nucleotides. RefSeq names its product retinol binding protein 5 (gene RBP5). Gene Ontology annotation, biological process: fatty acid transport. Gene Ontology annotation, molecular function: fatty acid binding. Lineage: Eukaryota; Metazoa; Chordata; Mammalia; Artiodactyla; Balaenopteridae. Gene Ontology annotation, cellular component: nucleus; cytosol. The record is from RefSeq and is a predicted model, not a curated record.